Molecule: messenger RNA, 1808 nt
Organism: Penicilliopsis zonata CBS 506.65
Lineage: Eukaryota; Fungi; Ascomycota; Eurotiomycetes; Eurotiales; Aspergillaceae
Exons: 4
Coding region: 179-1771 (530 amino acids)
Biological process (GO): amino acid transmembrane transport
Cellular component (GO): membrane
Molecular function (GO): amino acid transmembrane transporter activity
Source: RefSeq, a predicted model, not a curated record
AUGCUUAGUUAAUCCUCUACUUAGUCAACCCCCAAAAAAAUCAUGGACCCUCCCUCUGACACCAUCGCAGCUAACAAAGUUACCCAGAAGACAGGAAGAAGAAUAAAAUGCCUGCCUCUUUUCUCUUCCUUCCCUCCUCACUCCUCGUGUUUCCUUCCAUCAAGACACGCCCCCGAGGAUGAAGGACUACGACAGCGAGAAGCAGCCGGUUGAGGCCGCCCCAGGCCCCGGCACGGGGGCCGAGACCAUCCACGACGGCGACGUGCAGAACGAACGUCUGGCCCGGCAGCUCACAUCGCGCCAGGUCCAGAUGAUCGCCAUCGGUGGCACGAUUGGGACAGGCCUGUAUCUCGGGACUGGCAAGGCGCUGGCCACGGGCGGGCCGGCUUCGAUGCUGUUGGCGUAUAGUAUCUGUGGUGCCAUUGUCUUCAUCACGAUGCUGUCGCUGGGUGAGAUGGUGGCUUUUAUGCCUGUCACCGGUUCCUUCUGUACUUUUGCCGGUCGCUUUGUGGAUGACGCUCUCGGGUUCGCCUUGACCUGGAAUUACUGGCUCAACGAUACCGUCUCGGUAGCCUCGGAUGUGAUCGCCCUGCAGGUCCUGCUGGAGUUCUGGACCGACAACUUCCCGGGCUGGGCCAUUAGUUUGAUCUUCCUGUUGGUCGUCGUCGGCUUCAACCUCUUCCCCGUCCGCAUCUACGGCGAGAUCGAGUAUGGCCUGUGUCUGCUCAAGGUGGUCACCAUCGUCGUCUUCAUCAUCGUCGGCAUUGCCGUCAACUGCGGCGGCAACACCAGCCAUUCCUACAUCGGCACCAAAUACUUUUACACGGGGGAUGCCCCUUUUGUGGGCGGGAUUGGAGGCUUUGCUUCCGUCUUUGUGACGGCCUCUUUUGCAUAUGGCGGCACCGAAAACGUGGCCAUCACGGCCGGGGAGACCAAGAACCCCUCCCGGACGUAUCCGCGCGUCAUCCGCAACGUCUUCUGGCGGAUCCUGCUCUUCUACGUGCUCUCCAUCCUCAUGAUCGGCCUCAACGUCCCCUACAACUACCCGGGCCUGUCGGCCGAGACCGCCACGACCAGCCCGUUCACCAUCGUCUUCACCGAGGCCGGCAGCGCGGUGGCCGGCAGCUUCAUCAACGCCGUCAUCAUGACCAGCGCCAUCUCUGCCGCCAACCACGCCCUCUUCGCCGGCUCGCGGCUGCUGUAUACCCUUGCGAAAGACGGCUACGCCCCGCGGCCCCUGGCCCGGCUGAACCGCUUCCAGACCCCCUGGAUUGCCGUGCUGGUGACGUCGCUCUUCAGCGUCAUCUGCUUCGGCGCCAGCUACAUCGGGGCCGGCCAGCUCUGGACCUGGCUGCAGAACCUGGUCGGCGUGUCGAACCAGAUCUCCUGGGCCUGCAUCUGCUUCACCUCGCUGCGCUUCCGCAAGGCCAUCCGCCGCCAGGGCCUGGAGCAUCUGCUGCCCUUCAAGAACUGGACCUAUCCCGUCGGCCCGGCCCUGGCCGUCUUCCUCAACAUCUUCCUCGUUCUCAUCCAGGGCUGGUCGUGUUUCUCGCCCUCGUUCAACGCCGUCGACUUUGUCUCCUACUACAUCGAGAUCCCGCUCAUGCUGAGCAUGUUCCUGAUCUGGAAGUUGUGGAAGCGCUCGAGACUCGUCUCGCUGGACGAGAUGGAUCUUGCCACCGAUCGAUAUACAGAGGAGGAAGAGCAGGUUGUCGAGGAGGAGAAAUCCAAGCUCGAUUUUCUCUACCGCGCACGAUCAUGGCUUCUCUGAUGUACAUAUAUUAUGACAUGCGUAUGAAUAAGAUGAA